GGCGUGCCCGCCAGUGGAAUGCGCGCUCCCCCUCGCAGCUCGUGUCCGGCGCUAAUUGGAGUGCACCGCUGAUGUAGAUUAUAAAAUGGAAAUAGUUGGAGCUUUUACUGCGUUUAGUGGAACUUCUCUGGCUGUUUGUGAAGCGGAGGGAGGAUGAGGAGGGUUUCUCUGCAGGCGGCUCUUCUCUGAUAAUCUCAUCCUUCCUCCAUGAGGACGCAAACUGUGCGUCGCCUUUUUGCUUGGAGCAAGUUCACCUCUCCGUGAGGCUGACGGGACAGCGAGGGGUUCCUUAUUUUCCUGAGUGGUCCCUUUGGUUUCGGGGUCGGAUCCGGAGACUCACCUGUGUUUGGGUUUUGUUGCAGAUUCUGAUUUGAAGUCCUGUAAGUGGAGCGGGCCCUAGAGACCGAGGCGCCCCGUCCGACCUCACUUAUUUUGUUUGUUCGUUGGUUUUUGUUUUUUUUUUUCUAUUUUUUCUUUAUUUAUUUAUUUGAAAUAAUGUGUGUACAGUCUCGAUCUGGAGGAUUAUAGCAGCAUCUUGUCGGUGGCUUCCAUGUAGCGGGGAGAGAGGCUGUGUGUGUUUCUGAGGGAUCCAUCAGAGGCUUAUAUAAGAAGAGCCGUCAUGUAUGCGGGACGAAAGAGGAGAAAACCCGUCCAGAGAGCGGUGAAGCAGCAGCCGGCUGAAGGGGCUAAGUCCAACCCGUCCAAACGGCAUCGGGACCGGUUGAACGGGGAGCUGGAGCGGUUGGCCAGCCUGCUGCCUUUCCCAGAGGAAGUCACCGCCAGUCUGGACAAACUCUCCAUCCUCCGCCUGAGUGUCAGCUACCUGCGGGCCAAGAACUUCUUCUCUGUCACCCUGAACAGUCGGAACGGAGCGACUUCAGCCGGUGCGAAUGAUGACGACAGCAAAACAGGAGGAGCAGUGGAGAGCAAGAUUCCUGAAGGCGAUCUUUUGCUGCAGGCUCUCAACGGUUUCGUCCUGGUUAUCACUGCCAGUGGAACCAUCUUCUACUCCUCUCACACCAUCCAAGACUACUUGGGCUUCCACCAGACGGAUGUCAUGCACCAGAGUGUGUAUGAACUAGUCCAUACGGAGGACCAGCAGGAGCUCAGGAGAAACUUGCACUGGGCUUUGAAUCCUCCUCCCACCACUGCAUCUGCCAUUACCCAGGACUCCCCUCAAGAGAUGGAACCAGACAGCAGCUCAUCUUUAGUCACCUACAACCCUGAGCAGCUUCCCCCAGAGAACUCGUCCUUCCUGGAGCGGAGCUUCGUGUGUCGCUUUCGCUGCCUCCUGGACAACUCCUCUGGCUUUCUGGCUUUGAACAUCCAGGGCAGACUCAAGUUUCUGCAUGGACAGAACCAGCGGCAAGAAAACGGAGGAAAGGUCCCGCCUCAGCUCGCCCUUUUUGCCAUUGCGACUCCCCUGCAGCCUCCAUCCAUCCUGGAGAUCAGGACAAAGAACAUGAUCUUCAGAACCAAACACAAGCUGGACUUCACACCCAUGGCCUGCGACGCAAAGGGGAAGAUAGUGCUGGGGUACACAGAGGCCGAACUGCGGGUACGAGGAUCUGGCUAUCAGUUCAUCCAUGCAGCAGAUAUGCUGUACUGCGCAGAGAACCAUGUCAGAAUGAUGAAGACUGGAGAGAGUGGCCUGACUGUGUUCAGGCUCCUUACCAAGGAGAAUCGCUGGAAAUGGGUCCAGGCCAAUGCCAGGCUGGUGUACAAGAACGGCAAACCAGACUACAUCAUCGCCACCCAGAGGCCUCUUUUGGAUGAGGAGGGAGGAGAACACUUGCGUAAGCGCUCCAUGCAUCUACCCUUUACCUUUGCUACAGGAGAGGCCCUGCUUUACCAGUCCAACCAUCCCAUAGCAGGCUUUGGAGAUGGAAGCCAUGAGAAAAAUGGCAGUAAGUCAAAGAAGAGCCGGACUGAGAGGCUGGUGAGGGAUGGUCUGGACCCUGGCUCUCUACUAGGGGCACUCAUGAGUCAGGAUGAGUCGGUGUAUGUUUGCCAGCCUGCCGUGGAGCCCAAAAUGUCAUUCCAUAGCUUCUUUGGAGACCAAAUGGGCUUCUCUGACUCUGAACCCCCCAGCUUGCACAGGAGCUGGGACGAGACGAGAAAUGGUGUGCUGGGUCCAGGAAUUACACAGGCAGGCACCAGCUUUGACCCACUGCUGGCUACUCUGGACUCCCUCUCCCUGGAAGGCCAUGGUGUUGUGGAUUCAGAAGAGGGGGGUUGUUCAAACGGCGAGCUGUUUGGGGCUCUGGAAGGUCUCGGGCUGAGUGCCGAGGACCUUGAGCUGCUGCUGCUGGAUGAGCGCAUGAUCAGAGUUGAGAUGGACCCUGAACGUGUGCCCACUUUGGACGACCUACUGACGAACGAUGAGAUCCUUUCUUACAUCUACGACUCCAUAGAGGGAAAGAUUGAUUCCACAGUGCAUGGAGGACAGGUGCCUCCCAGUACUGCCUCAGCGACAGCCACAACAGUGUCACUACCUGAAAGUAAUUCCACCUCUGACGUCAAUGUGCAAAUGCAGUUUCCUCACCAUAAGCCUCCCCUGGUGGGGCAGACCCCCAUUGUCCAGCUGUCCCAGCAGAUGCAACAGCACCUCAACAUGCGACCCAGUAAAGUGACGCAUGACUGGGGCCAGCAGAGUGACCAUUUGGCCAACAGGAUAGUUAAUGGAGACAUGCUGGGUCAAAAUCAAUCCAUCCCAAAUGGACAAUGGACAGCCCAAGACAUUCUGGCAAGUGCAGGGAUACAACUGGAACACUAUAACACUCAACAGACUAUUUUAAAUGGCAAGGCCUCAGAGCUGGAUGGCAAGCUUAAUCAGCAGCAAACACAUCAACGCUACCUUCAGCAGCAGCAGCAACCCAGAAUGCAGAACCAUCUCUCACAGCAGUGCCAUGCCAAACAGAAGGCAGCCAACCUCAACGGACUGUGUGGCAUCUCCAGUGCAGAGCACUCAGCAAGAAAAUCCCAGUGGCAGGAAUAUGGAUUCAGCGAGAGUCUGGGCAGCAACCCCUGCCUUGAUAACAGCCAAAAACCUCUGACAAACACCUCACUAGAUACUUGCAUGGAUUAUAGCAUGCCAGAUAUUGACAAUGCGGAUUACACUGUUAGUGGAAGUUUGUUUGGGGGGAGUGGACAACAGCACGGGGCUGUGUCCACGGUUUCAUCAUUCCAGGGGCUGAACCAUAAACAGCAGUCGGAGCAGAUCCCAGUUCCUUUGGCCCAGGUCAUCUCCAGCCUGUCGCAGUGCCCUCCCCCCAACGCCUCCCUGGAGCAGAUCCUUGGAGUGGAAAAGCCCUGCCGGCAGUUGGACCACUAUGGCAUUGGGACUACUGAGAUCCCUCACGACCCCAGUUCCGAUAAGAUGGAGAAUGGCUGCAUCCUGAACAGCACUUACCCUGGAGGCUGUGCCCUGCCCAAUAGGAAUGGAACAGCACCCCCUGCUGUCCAGAUGCCCGGCCCAGAGACUUUGCCCAGCCUCCCCGACCCACCAGCCACUGGCUUCUACCUCUGACCGGCUGACCAGGAACAGUAGGACACUGUUAAUGGCCAGAAACACACAAUGACUGGACCAGCCUUAUACAUCUAGACAACACAACAAACAAAGCUGAAGAAACGUAGGCCUAUAUGUUUCUUUCUUUGGUUUCAAAUUUGUAAUUUUUUUUUGUGGGGGGAGGGGAUCGUUGUGUUGUAUUUUAAGUCAUAUUAUCAUACGAGUCCUUUGUUUACAAUAAUGCAGUGAAGAGUGCUCAGUUGAGUUUAAGUGUUACAGAGAGAUAAAUGUGAGUUUUUAAAGCUGAGUUUACAGAUCCGCGUUCAGAUACAACACAACGCACAAUUUACAUUCAGAGGCAAAAGAUUAUGGCUAGUUUAGCAUCAAUUAUUUAAUAUUUAAAUUAAAAAAAACUACACUAAUACACCCAUUUCAUGUAGGAUAUUCUUAAAGUCAAAAGUGAAAGAGCAAGACAACACAAGUGAUAGAUGUCCUAAAGAUUUUAGAUUUACUGAGUUAAUAUUGGGUGUCACUGGUGGGUAAAUGAUUCAUAUUUCAUCAGCGGAAGCUGAUUAUUAGCCAUUAUCACUGGUAGUAGAUUAAGGGAUGACUUGAUCAACAAAAACUAGCAUUGUUCAUAGUCUGACAUUUUAUUUAAGAAACAAUUAAAGCUGCAGUAAGUGAUUUUUAUAAAAAUUAAUUGCCUAAAUUUCACUAUAUGCUGACGGUAGUACAUGAGACAGAUAAUCUGUCAAAAAAUCAGGCUCCUCUGGCUCCAAAAGGGUACCUGUCUCUGCUCUGAUUGGUUGUUUUCAUUCAGGCCCGGUGGAUUUUUGCAUAUGCCAUUAGGAGCACUAGGCGGAGCCAGAGGAACAUGAUUUUUUCACAGAUUAUCUGUCUCAUGUACUACUGUCAGGAUAUAGUGAAGUUUUCAGCAAAUACGACUAUAUAUUUUUAUAAAGGUUAUUUUCUGCAGCUUUAAUCAAGAAAAUAACCAGCAGUAAUCGGUAGUUGCAACCCGAAACUGUAAGAUGCAAAAACAGGCAAACAGCAGGAGAUGAACUGAGGAGAAGAGAGGUUGUGGUAUGUUUCCACUUCAUGAAUGUACAGAGGGACAGGAAUAUCUGACCAAGCAUCAAAAGCACUUCUUGGUCAUGUGACUUUAUUUUUUCAUCUGAACAAUGAACAGUCACAAUUCGGUUUUAGGGUUGGGGUCUUUUGACUCGCUUUGUAUCUGAACGCACCAUAAAAACACACACAUACACACACACACACACACACUAUCCUUGUCAGUACAACUCCAACGUGCUUUUGGCACUGGCAGUUGACAGGACAUCCGCAUCGCUCAUAGUUUUGCUACAAGAAUGUAAUCUUUCAGUGUUCAGUGAUUUCUUUGUUGAACGGUUUUACUUGUCAACAAUGAGAUUAAUCCAUUAUGUGUAUGAAAAAAAAAAAGUAUAGAAUAUGGAAUUUAUGGCUAGAAAUAUCCUGCACUUUAUUUCAAGCAACCCACUUAAUGCAGAUCUGUAGUCAGGGAUACUGGGGUUAUAAAACCAACAGACCCUGUUUUGUUUUUGUUUGCUUCGGAUGCAAGAUGAACCCGUUUGCAUUUUUAUUUUGAGGUAUAUUUCAGGUGAUGGGUUUUAAUGUCCUCACAAGCACAAACACUUGUGUACAAUUGUUAGUGUCAUCAUUUUUAUCUUCCUCCACUUGAAUUCUUUUUGUUGUUGUUGAUGUUGAUCAUUUUGGACCUCUGGAUGAGUUCUCUUUCUUUUAUUUCGGUCAUUGUUAAAAGUUUGACUUGACUAGAAGAAGUUGAUUUUUCAUUUUCCUGUAUUUAUUCAUGUCCUGCAGCAAGUAAGCAUUCUUGAUUGUUUUGAAGUUGAUGUGUAAGACAUUCUCUUGUACAAAAAAAAGAAAAGAAAAUGUAAUGCUUUGUCAUCCUCUAGCUAAGCAGUGGUUGCACUCGCUCUCCCGACAGAAGAAUCAUUCCUCAGUGAAUCCAGAUCCACUACAGUACAAUCAAAGCUUUUAGAGUUUUUAAAAGGAAAAGUCUGACAUGUUGGGAAAUCCUCUUGUUUGCCUCCUCGCCCAGAGGAGUGAAGAUCGAUAGAAACACAUGCUGGAUAAACAGAUAUGAAAUCAUAUCGAUCUCGUAGUUGGAAAACAAACAUCCCCAAAAUGUGAGUGCUUUUCCUUGUAAAUGCCAGAAAACUUGGUGAUAUUAUGAGGUCAGUCAUUUCAGGUCUACACAGGAUCUUGGAGCAGUUACAGAAUGGCAAACACUGAAAAACCAAAUGUGAGUAUUAAAAAGAGAUAUUUACCGGAAGGAUACAGUUGUGAAUGUUUCUUGUACAUAGCAAAAUGACUGGAAAAAACGAUGCAGAGGAGAAUUAUUUCAUCAAGAAGAGAUGCUGAAAAGAGAUUUCCAUUUUAAUUGUUCGAAUAAUGUCAUUACUAUUGGUAUUAAUAUUAUUGUUAUAUGUUUUAUGUUGAAAAUGUGAUACACACGUGGUUAUAUGUCAUUCGAAUUGAUUAAUUUCUCUCCCCGUUCUUUUUACUGCAGCAGACAUGUUUGCUAUAUUUAAUAUGAUUGAUGUGGCUUAUUAACAAUGUGAAAAAAAGAUGUGUAUAUAAAAGGCAAACAAGCUUUGACAAAUACAGGUAUGUACAUAGUUUUGCGUCAAGUCACUCGUUUCAAGCACUAUUUUUAAAAACACAUGCUUAUCAAACUCCUUUGUUGAUUCAUUUUUUGUUUGUUUUUUUAAAUUGUAAAUAGUACUCUCAUCACGAAACACUGGACUCUAUGACAGGCUGAAAAUGGUGCCAUACUACUGAGACUUGUUAAAUAGGCUAUAAUGUUUGAGAGUUUAAUUUCGUCUUCUGUUUAGCCACAGUAACGUUAACAUGCUAACAGGACAAGGUGUAGAUGUUUGACCCGUGUCCUUUGACUGCUUGUUUCAAAUGUAUUAUUUUCUUCCUUUGAAUAAAGGAUUUCUUCAAUCACAGUGAAAAACACAAACAUGCUGCAAGCAUAUAACUGACCACUCAUGUGUCUCUCUCUCUGAGCCCUCUGGUUUUGUAUUCACUUGGACAAUAAACAGCAGGGGUUUCCAACCUGUGUCAGUGACCCUCUUACUGUGGGCCCCUGACAUGUAAAAAAGGUGCUAUGUGUAGCAUUUUAACAUCAAUAAAUCCUUACCACAUUAA
Molecule: messenger RNA, 6718 nt
Organism: Dicentrarchus labrax (European seabass)
Lineage: Eukaryota; Metazoa; Chordata; Actinopteri; Moronidae
Product: aryl hydrocarbon receptor-like
Exons: 11
Coding region: 620-3529 (969 amino acids)
Biological process (GO): regulation of transcription by RNA polymerase II
Cellular component (GO): nucleus; aryl hydrocarbon receptor complex
Molecular function (GO): nuclear receptor activity; protein dimerization activity; transcription cis-regulatory region binding
Source: RefSeq, a predicted model, not a curated record